UGUGUGUGUGUGUGUGUGUGUGUGUGUGUGUGUGUUUGUACUUGUAUCUAUCCAUCAACCUCAAACCCUUUUUUUCUACAUUUUGCUAUAAGCUAUGAACACAUCCGCUUUUGUGUGCGCGUCCUUCUCACAGUUUCCCUUCCUUGUGCAACCAAGUUACAACACAACGCUUUAGUGGAUGCUGCAGCAGCACCCACACGCGUGUCACUACGAAAAAAAAUGACUUCCUUUGCCACUGUACUGCGGUUAACAGGAGUGGCACAUCAUGAGACAGCCACCUGGACAGAGUCUCUCCGAGCCCUUGUCAAAUCGUAAGAGCCGUAAUGCGGGGGUAGUGCUUGAGCUAACCCCUAGGUUUCAAAAGUCGUGCAUCUGUGUCAGCUGGUGUAGCAUGCAUGAAGAGGAGGGCCGAGGUGGACCGUCUGCCCGCUGAGAACAGCCUGCCAUUGGGCUUACUUUUGGAGAGGAGAGCCACACACCAGAAAACAAAGUGACCCUGCAGAUGUUACUUUUGGAAAGUGUGUGUCUUCAAUGACGUGCAAGUGCGGAACAGGUGUCCACAGGAACGGCUGACGGCUGAUCACCCCACACUCUUCCAUCAGAGACAUUUCACCACAACUCGUCACAUUCCAAACUAUUCCAUUGGACUUCUGUCACAUGGAAGGCCACGUGUUUGUUUCGAUAAACGAAGAGCGUUCCGACAAGGGCAAAGAAUGACUUCAAACAAUGGCUCAGGGGACAUCUCCUCGGAAUGUCCCGAGGACAUGGCCAGCUGGGAGGAGACCAUGGACACGCUGUAUACCUACUUCUACCUGUUCCUCUUCAUCCCUGGACUCUUGCUCAACACCGUCGCACUUUGGGUCCUUUGCAGGCAUAUUAGCAAGAAAAUGAAGACGCUGAUCUUCAUGAUCAACCUGGCCAUUGCAGACCUGGCGCAUGUCCUCUCUCUGCCCCUCAGGAUCUACUACUAUUUCACGCUCACCUGGCCCUUUGGACGCGUCGCCUGCCUGUUGUGCUUCUACCUGAAGUACCUCAACAUGUACGCUGCCAUCGUCUUCCUGGUGUGCAUCAGCGUGCAGCGGUGUGUGUUCCUGCUCAAGCCGUUCUCCGCUCGCAGCUGGAGGAAGCGAUACGAUCUGCUGAUCAGUAUUAUUGUCUGGCUGGGGGUCGGAAUGGCCUGCUCCCCUUUCAUCUUGGUGAGGGGCGGCCAUGACAACAACACCAGUUUCAACCACUCCCCCUACUCUUCUCCCACCCAAGCAUCAACAGCUGGGACCACCCCCUACGGAUCGCACUCCACCGCCAGCCCGGGCUCCAGCCCAGGGUACGGCGCCGCCGGCUCUCCUGAAGCCAAAUGUUUUAAAGACUUGCCCACCCGUAAGCUGUCCCUAUCCAUGGCGGUCACCGUUAUGGUUCUGGGAGAGUUGCUUGGCUUCCUGCUUCCCCUGGCUGCCAUCGGUUACAGCUCGGCCCGCAUCGUCCACUCCCUCCUCAAGACCCAGUACCAGGAUCCGGUGGACCCCCUCCCCCGGGGACGCACCUUCACCAUCACCUCCUCCGUCUCCCAGACGGAUUCGCUGGGGGACAGACAGACGGCCGAGGACAAGAGGAGAGCCCUGCGGAUGGUGCUGGGCUGCUCCGCCCUCUUCCUCGUCUGCUUCGCGCCGUACCACGUCAACUUCCUGUUGUACCUGCUGGUGACGCAGGACAUGGUGUCCCACUGCGGCCUGAGGCUGGCCGUCAAACGGUUCCACCCGGUGUCGCUGUGCCUGGCCAGCCUCAGCUGCUGCCUGAACCCCCUGCUCUACUACUUCCUCACCACCGAGUUCAGGAGGCACCUCAGCAAGCGCGCCUCCAGACUCUCCUCCAAGUUCCUCUCGUCCCCCCUCAUCGCGGCGUACAGCUCGGGCCGGGUCAGAGCUGCUUCAGAAGAGGCUUGAAGGGAGCACAGACAGCUCCGUCUCGCUCAGGCAGUAACGCUGAGCUGAGAGAAGGGCCGCUUCGUUAGUUUGAAUAGAGAGGAGUUAUAUAUUUGGACUAGAGGGAAGCAAGGUUGCUAUGAUCAGAGAGAGCCCAUUUGCCAAGUACUCCCCUAGGGACCAAGAUAUGUGUUAUAAUGCCACACCCAUUUUUGGACAUCAUAAGCUAAAUGUGAAACAACUCAAGUCAAUUUACCCAAGUCCAAAUAUGAGAGCUAUUAAUUGUUGUGUGAGUGUAUCAGCUAGACUGGGUAGCCCCGCCCAUUCUGCGGGCAAUUUGAGUUCGCCCUGCACAAGGGUCUGGAGAAGAGCAAUACAUUUCUUUCUGCUUCCGUUACGUUUUUGCAGGAGCCAAUCACCAAGCUGAUUUUUCCCCUUGGCGCGAUAUUGGCUGGUUUAACACAAUGACAACAGGGAAGCAACGGCAAGCAGCCAAUCGCGUACAGAGUAAUUUGAACUAGGCCUGUUGAUCACGCCUCUUGUGCUGAAGAAAAUGACUGCAGCUUCCCCAGACCAACGUGCCAGCUACGAUUGAUCUGGAUGUGGCAAAGCCAGACUGAAUUUGCUGUGCAUCCUGGGUUUCAAAAUAACUUUCAGGUCACCAAUCUUUUAAUAAAUAAAUCUGAAAAUCUAAAAAUAAAUCUGUGAUUUAAUUAAA
This is a messenger RNA of Gadus morhua (Atlantic cod), 2637 nucleotides long. It is a transcript of the gene p2ry10, whose product is annotated as P2Y receptor family member 10. Bases 714 to 1940 code for a protein of 408 amino acids. Gene Ontology annotation, cellular component: plasma membrane. The record is from RefSeq and is a predicted model, not a curated record. Gene Ontology annotation, biological process: phospholipase C-activating G protein-coupled receptor signaling pathway; positive regulation of Rho protein signal transduction. Lineage: Eukaryota; Metazoa; Chordata; Actinopteri; Gadiformes; Gadidae. Gene Ontology annotation, molecular function: G protein-coupled receptor activity. The transcript is spliced from 4 exons.